AUGCCAAGAAAACAAAAACCCUCACGGGCAAAAAAAUCUUCGUCGACGACGCUCCAAUUAGCUCCUCCGUCAUGGCUUAAUUCUCUGUUUUCCCACUUUCGCUCCACUGGACCUAUUCAUCUUCCCACUUCCUCAGAUUCCUCUUCUUCAUCUCAGUCCUGCAUUUCGAAAAUAAUAUCAGCUCCAUAUCUCCUCCCUAAAUUACUCUAUGUUUUCCUAUACGGUGGCAUGGGUGCCGCGCUCCCUUUUCUUCCCAUUUUCUACAAAAAUUCACUUAAUCUGUCUUCCAGCCAGAUCGGAAUAAUUUUCUCGAUUGCCCCGUUUAUUGCUGCAAUAAGCUGUCCUUUAUGGACUGGACUUGCGGACAAGUUUCAAGCGCACAAGGCGAUUAUGCUCGUUACAUAUGUAGCUGCCGUGGCAAGCAUUGUUGCGCAAAUGUUGUUGCCGAGAGUCGAUGUUGCCGAGAAUGACGAUCAGUGGAACGAGCAAGAUUCGAGUGAGAGUUCCGGAAGAGGAUCGAUAAUGGCCUGGGUAUUGUUUGCGGCAAGUUGGUUUGCAUUCUUUGGAAUUCCUGUUAACGCCCUAGUCGAUAGUGGCGUAUUAAAGAUUUUAGGGGAUAAAAAAGAACUGUAUGGCGAACAACGACUCUGGGGCUCGGUGUCUUACGGUCUUUGCACAUUCUUUGUUGGUAUCCUGAUCUCAGCAUCAUCUAUAGAUGCCGUAUUUAUACUCUUCUACAUCUCGGCGAUUUUCUUUGGUCUCAGUGUAUUAUUCACGGAUUUCAAUUCCGCAUCCGCCUCCAAUCCCACAUCUCGACCUCUUUCUACAUAUUCCUAUCGCGCUCCCACGGCAUUUAAACCUCUUAUCGACAUUGACGACUCUGAUAAUGAUGCCGGGCGCUCGUCUCACAAGCCAUCUUCAGCAGUUAUGGUUUUGAUUACUAAUCCAUCGGUGGCGACAUUGCUAGUUACAAUGUUGUUGAUGGGAACAGCGAUGGCAAUAUGCAACGCAUUCUUGUUGAUAUUUUUGAGUGAGGAUCUGAAAGCGAGUUCUACCGUUCUUGGGUUAACUGGACCGAUGAGUGCGAUAACCGAGCUAUUGUUUUUCUUCUAUUCAAAGGAUCUCAUAAGCCGCUUUGGAAUUGCGCAAUUGAUAAUGUUUGCUCAUAUUGCGACCAUCCUUCGUGCAAUUACAUACAUCUUCCUCCAACCAAACAGCUUCUCACAUGUUGUUGCGUUGCUCGUCCAGUCACUCAACGGAAUGGCGUUUACCUCUCUGUGGGCGUCAGGCGUUACGCAUCUGACUAAUCUCUCUCCACCUAAUCUCGUAUCGUUCUCGCAAGGAAUGAUGAUGGCUGCAUUUGCGGGUAUUGGCACGGGCCUUGGGGGUCUUGCUGGCGGCUUAAUAUAUGAUAAUCUUGGUGCUCGUGCAAUGUUUGGAGCAGUCAUUUUUAUUACAAUUAUUUCUCUUAUUAUAUAUUGUUGGGGAGACGGUAUUCAACUGGCUCGUACUUCUUCAAAUAAUGCUCCUUGGAACCUUGUAGAAGGUUCUUCCGAUGAUCAGAGACAAAUUUCUGGUGUAAGAACAAUAUUGAGUGUUGAAACCGUGCAAAAUAAGAAAAAGCCACAUCGUCUUUUAUCCUGGAGCGACGAUGAUGACGACGAUGAAUACAGAUACGCUUGA
This is a messenger RNA of Paraglomus brasilianum, 1683 nucleotides long. The record is from the annotation of a GenBank genome assembly. Lineage: Eukaryota; Fungi; Glomeromycota; Glomeromycetes; Paraglomerales; Paraglomeraceae.